CCCCCUGCAGCCCCGCUCUCCUCGCCCGCAGCCAGCCCCUGGUCGGUGGAGGACAUCCUGACGGAAGAUGACGAGCGGGACCGCGUCCCGCUGCAGAAGCUCAAGCUUUUAGGGGAAUCGGAAGAACUGAGAGGCUUGCUUCUGAAUCCACAUCUCAGGCAGCUACUGCUAACAGUCGACCAAGCAGAAGAUAAAAGCUCCCUUAUGAAAAAGUACAUGCAGGAGCCGUUAUUUGUCGAGUUUGCAGACUGCUGUUUGAGAAUUGUUGAACCUCCAGAGAAGGAGAACAUUCUUCCCGAGUGA
Messenger RNA from Pelecanus crispus (Dalmatian pelican), 303 nucleotides. Lineage: Eukaryota; Metazoa; Chordata; Aves; Pelecaniformes; Pelecanidae. The record is from RefSeq and is a predicted model, not a curated record.